GCCUAGUUCAGUCGCUGCUAAAGGAACAGAAAGGAGCUGCUGGUACAGUCUGGUGCCCUUCUCCUUGUUGUUGAGUUGCUACAGAGCUCGCCCUAGGAGCAGUGGACUCCGAGAAUCGCAGCAUGAAGUGAACUAAGGACAACCAGUUCCAUGAAAGGUGGCCGUCCAACCUCUUUUUAAAGCCUUCAGAGAUGGACAACCCAUAGACUCAGUAGGUAGAUUAGAACACCCCAAGCAUAAACUCUGAGUUAUUUCCAAGUAUGGAAGAGACAAAGAAUAAUUCCACAAAGCUGAGCAGAACCAAACAGCCAGUGAAAACAGAAUGGGGAGCCCAUUACAUGGUAUUAACCUAUUUCCAAGGAGACACUAAUAGCAUGGUGGAUGAACAUUUCUCUAGAGCUUUGAGUGUCACCAAAAACCCUCAGGAUCUGAGUAGAAACAACAGUGCCAAAGAUGGCCUUAUUAACAACGAAAACCACCAACCUUCUCACGAGUGGGGUCUUCCACCCCACUGGACCAAGCCCUAUUGCCCGGCCUCCCCUUUGAACCUGUGCGCUUCGGACGAAAACCGUGUGGUUCCUGCGGUGGAGGUCUACCAGCCUUCCAUUCUCCAGGGAACCUCUUCCGCCACCGCUGAGCUCUGGCCCUCGGCUUCCGGGGAUGAUCCAUGUUUGACCACAGUUUCGAGGUACCCAACUUCUGAUCUGCACAUGGCGCAAGACGGCAUGUCGGAUGAGAAAUACGGUUCGCUGCUGGGCCUCCUGGAGCAAGAGAGAUGUUCUGGGCCCGUCCAAGAGCUGCUUCAUUCCCGAUCGGCUUGUCUUACUGGUUCGGCUGGAUUGCAAAAUAUGAGCCAGAGGUAUCCCUGCUAAGGCCAAUGUGCACUUUUCAAAAUGGACCUGUUUGCUUGCUAAAAGACUUUCCAAGGACUUUUGAAAAUAACAGAACUGUAGUUAAGAAAAGCAGUCAAACGGCGGUAGUCAACCACCAUCUUCUCUCACGCUAUUUUUUCCCCGUGGUUUGCUUUUCAUUUUUGGAAAGGGGACAGAGAGACGCUCUCACGGGUCUUGAGUUUUGCCCAACGGCGUGCAGAAAUCCAGUUCCAUGGAAAACUCCCUGCCUCUGGCUUCCUGGGGAUCCCUAAUCUUGGGGGUGUCCAGGACUGUUGAGCCAGGACCUUCAGCCACUCUUUAUUAGCUUACAACGUUCCAUCCACUGCCACCGGUUGCUUGUUUCCGAAUCUAAUCUCAGUUUAGGAAUAAUAUAAAAAUAGUUUGCAGACUGGCAAUCGCCACACGAUGGCAGCAAAUUUCAGAAUUUGGCCACAUCCUAGGCUGAAGAUCACCCUCAACCAGACCCUGAUGAGCAAAGAUCCAUCCAUACUCAAGACGCUAAAUUAAGGGCCGUUUUUAGAACUGACAUAAAACGUUGCCUUUGGGAAGCUCAACUCAAUGAGUGGGAGACAUCCCAAGGGCCAUAAGAGAAACUUAUGGCUUUCUUCUGUCCAAAUCAUUGUUAUUUUUGUUGACACACUCGUGUGGUUUCUGUUCUUAGCAACCACAAACUAAAGGCUGUUGCUCCUAUCAAGAACAUCUCCCUCCCAUCCCAGAGUAGAUGCCGUUGGAGGAGGACAUCUAUGAUGGUGUGUCUGUUCAGACCAGUCUUAUCUAUACUGGUCCAGGGCCUCUCAAGAGAAGAAGAAGAUGGCUUCCUGUUACUCACCAGGUGACCCUUGGGUGGUUUAGUGGCUCAUGUGCAAACCUAGCCUUAUUUGGUUUGUUUUCAGUCUGGAGUAUCCUGUGAAUCUGGAGAAUGAGUUAUCAAUUAAAGCUGGUGCACUUC
Messenger RNA from Protobothrops mucrosquamatus (brown spotted pit viper), 1842 nucleotides. It is a transcript of the gene VGLL1, whose product is annotated as vestigial like family member 1. Gene Ontology annotation, cellular component: nucleus. Lineage: Eukaryota; Metazoa; Chordata; Lepidosauria; Squamata; Viperidae. Bases 261 to 872 code for a protein of 203 amino acids. The transcript has 6 exons. Gene Ontology annotation, biological process: regulation of transcription by RNA polymerase II. The record is from RefSeq and is a predicted model, not a curated record.